This is a messenger RNA of Cladophialophora immunda, 1254 nucleotides long. RefSeq lists its product as uncharacterized. The transcript has a single exon. The record is from RefSeq and is a predicted model, not a curated record. Lineage: Eukaryota; Fungi; Ascomycota; Eurotiomycetes; Chaetothyriales; Herpotrichiellaceae. Bases 1 to 1254 code for a protein of 417 amino acids.
AUGCAACGCAUUCGACAGUUUCUCCGACGCGCCAGCUCUGGAGGGCCUUCAGCCGCCCCUCAAGCGCAGGUUGCGAUUGCGGCAGCACCUCAAGCUCAAGCAGCAAGCGGCCCAAGUCUGCAAAUUGCGCUGCAAAACCAGACAACGUCCAACACCGUCUAUGCCUAUAUCACAGGCCAAGCGAUCGACCGCGGCAACGCGUUGUUUCUCCUGUCCGCGGAUGGGAAAACUCCAUUCUAUCCCACCUCUCCAGGUGCGGUCGGCUCGCCCAUCCCACAAAAUUGUGCGAUUCCUCUCGGAGCCCCGGGAAACACCGUGACGGUGACAAUCCCCCAUGUGGCUGGAGGUCGCAUUUGGUUCUCGAUCGAUGCACCGUUGAAGUUCCUGCUCAACCCGGGGCCGGCGCUGGUUGAACCGUCUGUCACCAAUUCCUCCGACCCCAACAUCAACACCAAUUGGGGCUUUGCCGAGUUCACGUUCAACAGCGACCAACUGUAUGCCAAUAUCAGCUAUGUUGAUUUCGUCGGCCCCCCCAUCGCAUUGACUCUCACGACCCAGAGUGGCGCAACCCAGCAUGUCUCCGGGAUGCCUGCCAAUGGACUGGACCAAGUCUGCAGCGGUCUGCGUGCUCAGCAUGCCGCCGACGGCAAGGGCUGGGACCAAUUGAUUGUCACCCACAACGGGCGGAACCUUCGUGCCCUCUCGCCGAAUCAGGGGAUGGUGACCAACCCUUCGUUGUUUGCCAACUACUUUGAUGCCUACGUGAACAAAGUGUGGCAGAAGUUCGGUUCUCAAUCCAUGUCCAUCGACACCCAAGCGUCCUUUGGCAAAGUGUCCGCCAAGGUCAACAACAACGGCACGCUGAACUUCGGCGGUUCGAGCUUCACGAAGCCGUCGACGCGCGACGUCUUCACCUGCUCGACCGGGCCCUUCGCGACGGGCGCGAAUGCCGAGACCAACGCCAUCAUCCCCCGACUGGCCGCGGCGUUCAAUCGCUCGACCUUGCUCGUUUCGAACUCGUUCCCGGCUCCUCAAAGCAUGUAUUACAAGGACCCCACCACCAACCACUACUCCCGGAUCGUGCACUCGGCCAACCUGGACGGGAAAGGCUACGCGUUCCCCUAUGACGACGUGCAGCCCAGCGGCGGUGCCGACCAGAGUGGCGAGGUGCAUGCCGGCGACCCAAAGCUGUUCACCGUCACCGUGGGAGGUACGCACGCGGCCGUGAAGCCGCCGCCCAAGAAGGAGCUGUGA